Molecule: messenger RNA, 2335 nt
Organism: Phytophthora nicotianae INRA-310
Lineage: Eukaryota; Oomycota; Peronosporomycetes; Peronosporales; Peronosporaceae
Exons: 1
Coding region: 157-2085 (642 amino acids)
Molecular function (GO): protein binding
Source: RefSeq, a predicted model, not a curated record
CGCACGUGAAGGCGACGAGCUUCAAUCGUUUGCUGCACGCACACGCACAUUGCAAACAGAUACGCGCAAGGUGGCCUCGUGGCGACCUUCUCUCGGUGGUCAUUUUGAUUCCUACCGGCAAAUUCGCGCUGUAGCCAAACAGCCGCAUCCGCCUGGAUGCAAUCCUAUUUACAUCAGACAGCCCCGCAGCAGCAGUAUCCGCGCCUCGACAUGGUUGGCGGCAAGAUGGCCUACUAUGGAUCCUCCACGAGCUCUCCUCCGGGUGGGUUGGGACGCAAGUACCAUGAUUCCACAGGCACUUAUUCCGAGACCGAAAGCGAGCCCGAGCCGCUUCCAUUCUGCUCCUGCGAUGAGGAUUACUUUGUGCGUUGCGAAUAUCACCGCGGAGAGCACCACGGUCUGAGCUUCGAGCUCGCGCAUGACUUCGUGGACCUCAAGCACCUGCUUCGCAUUAUUCAGGAACAGGAGGUGCGCCGCUACGUGUAUCAGGGCACACAGGUGGGCAAGGUCAUCGAAUUCCUCACACUGCGCCACUUCCAAAUGAACGAGAUCCAGCUCAACUCGCUUACGCGCCUCAUCCGCGACAAGAUGGCGCACGUCCGACAGAUCCACCUCAUUGACACGCUGGACGCUAACUUCAUUCACCAGCAUCGCGUCGCCUUCCGCCGCUUCUGCACUGCUAUCUUCGCUGUGCACCCGGUGAUCAAGUAUAACUCGAUGGCUGCCGAACUGCCGGAGGAGCAGCGUGGCCUCAUGAAGGAGAUAGCCAUUCGCGAAUGUCCAAUGGACAACACAUUUUUCGCCAGCAUCGGCUCAGCAAUGCACUAUUCGAACACGCUCCAAAACAUCGACCUGCAGGAGCUGAUGGACCCGGCUCAAGUAAAGGAGGAGGACCUGCACCUAUGCUGGGGCUGGUUGGUUUAUGGUCUGUUCCACCCCAACUCGACCGCACGCAUUGAAAAGCUGGACUUGUCACGCAACAUGAUGCGCAUGAAGGACAUCCGUGUUGUGGAAGGUAUCAUGUCUGGUGGCCACCCGGCGCUGAUUCUGUUGAUUCCGGAAUACGCAGCCGCCCUGCAACGUUAUAGCAAGAGCAACCGCGACAAGAUUCUGCGCGAGGACGUCAAGCGUGCGUUGCUGAAAGGAAUUCCACAUCGCCGAGUGUUCGCGCUCAUCAAAAAGGGCACCACUGUGCGUCCGUUGCCGACAUCCAAGCUUUCGCAACACGAGGUGUACAACGACCUGCUCGUCGAGAAGGAGCUGCUAGAAGUGUUCUGUAUCUUGCGCAAGUGGUUGUGUGUUGUCGUCCCUGGCUUCGGACUCGGAUGGGUACCACGCCAGAGUGCCAUUGAAAUGACGGAGAUCGGUAUGUCGCCACGGAUAUGCUCGCCGGCGACGCUCAUGCGCUCGGUCUCGUUCUGGAAUAUGAUUGAGGCCUCGGACGCCGAGGGUAUGGUGGUGCCGCUAAUCACGCUUUUCUUCCAGAUGACGGGCAUCAGUGAUCGUCUGGAGGACAUUAACCUCAGCGAAAACCGGAUCGGGAGUCCAGAUCAAUUCGGCAUCCCAGCAACGGAGAUUCUGCACCGGAUCAUCUACUUCUCGCCUUAUUUAACCACGUUAAACCUGUCCGACUGUCAGCUCACGAACAUCACCCCGUUACUGGAGGCGUACAAGAAGGGCCGCUGUCGUAUUCGGAGUCUCAACCUAGACUCGAAUAUGCUUGGGUUCCGUGGUGCGUUCGACCUUGCCAUGCUGCUGAUCAGCGACAGCCAGUCUCCGAUGGGAUCCUGGCUCACAGACCUGAGCUUGCUCUUCAACGAUAUCGACGCCAUUGGUACGCGAGCCUUGUUGGAGGCUCUACAGUACAAUGUACAUCUGGAGCACUUGGCCAUCGAGUACGGCAAUGAGUUCCCUCCAGAGCUCGGCGACUUUGAGUUCACCGGCGACUGUGCCACAUGGCAUGAGAACUAUUUGUUCGAGCGUCUGGCAGUACUACGUGUGUUUGAACGGUUCUCAUUGGGAGAACCGCUGGACGAGAAUGUAAUGCACCUCGUGUGGGAGUUCCUGGGCUUCGAUGAGCCGUGAUCGGGCUAGCCGAUUGAAUUGGAGCAUCCAAAACCUAUUGCGCCAGUGAUCUCCGCCAAAAAAUGUAUGUAUAUAAGGCGCGUUCUCCAGGAUAUAAAGACUAUCAAGGAGCUUCUAAUUUAGUAAUGCACGUUAUUGAAAUUGACUGGUUGGUUUAGACCAGGUCUCCAGAUGUCUCCACUGUAGACUACUGACCUGCUGCUGUAGUAAAUGCUGUUUUCUACGACUUCAACUUGUUGUGUGACGUACA